AGCAUGCGGGGGCUGCUGAUUUUGAGUGUGCUGCUGGGGACAGUCUUUGGCAAUAAGAACUUUGUGGGGCACCAGGUGCUCCGAAUCUUUGCAGCUGAUGAAGCCCAGGUGCAGAAGGUGAAGGAGCUGGAGGACCUGGAACACUUGCAGCUGGACUUCUGGCGGGACCCUGCCGGGGCUGGCAUCCCCAUUGACGUUCGAGUGCCCUUCCUCAGCAUCCAGUCUGUCAAAGUUUUCUUGGAAUCCCAUGGCAUCAGCUAUGAGAUCAUGAUUGAAGACGUGCAGUCACUGCUGGAGGAGGAACAGAAGCAGAUGUCUGCCUUCAAGACCCGGGCCCGGUCCACUGACACUUUCAGCUAUGCUACCUAUCACACCCUGGAUGAGAUCUAUGAAUUCACGGACUUGCUGGUGGCUGAGCACCCACAGCUCGUGAGCAAGAUCCAGAUCGGCAACACCUUUGAAGGACGCCCUAUUUACGUGCUGAAGUUUAGCACUGGAGGGAACAACCGGCCAGCCAUUUGGAUUGACACAGGCAUCCAUUCCCGGGAAUGGGUUACCCAGGCCAGUGGGAUCUGGUUUGCAAAGAAGAUCACUGAAGACUAUGGCCAGGACCCAGUCCUCACUGCCAUUCUUGACAGCAUGGACAUCUUGCUGGAGAUCGUCACCAACCCUGAUGGAUUUGCCUAUACCCACAGCACGAAUCGCAUGUGGCGCAAGACUCGCUCCCGCACACAGGGCUCCCUCUGCAUUGGGGUGGAUCCCAACAGGAACUGGGAUGCUGGCUUUGGGGAACCUGGAGCUAGCAGCAACCCCUGCUCGGAAACAUACCGUGGCAAGUUUGCCAAUUCUGAAGUGGAGGUCAAGUCCAUCGUAGAUUUUGUACAGAACCAUGGAAACAUCAAGGCCUUCAUCUCCAUUCACAGCUACUCCCAGCUCCUCCUCUACCCUUAUGGCUACACAUCAGUACCAGCCCCAAACCACAAAGAGCUGGAUGAGCUAGCUAAGUCUGCUGUGACGGCCUUGGCUUCUCUGUACGGGACCAAGUACACGUAUGGCAGCAUCAUUGAUACAAUUUAUCAAGCCAGUGGGAACACCGUUGAUUGGACCUACAACCAGGGCAUCAAGUAUUCAUUCACCUUUGAGCUGCGGGACACUGGGCGCUAUGGCUUUCUGCUACCUGCCUCACAGAUCAUCCCCACAGCUAAGGAGACAUGGCUGGCUCUUCUGACCAUUAUGGAGUACACUCUCAACCACCCCUACUGAAGCACCCCUUCAGCACCCUCCUCUUCCUCCUCUCCAGCCCCAUUCAGGCAACCAAAUAAAGCUUGAUUGUACAAGGAGCAGAAUCUUGGGGGCUUG
This is a messenger RNA of Nannospalax galili (Upper Galilee mountains blind mole rat), 1359 nucleotides long. It is a transcript of the gene Cpa1, whose product is annotated as carboxypeptidase A1. NCBI's taxonomy places the organism in Eukaryota, Metazoa, Chordata, Mammalia, Rodentia, Spalacidae. The coding region runs from base 4 to 1263 and encodes 419 amino acids. The record is from RefSeq and is a predicted model, not a curated record. Gene Ontology annotation, biological process: proteolysis. Gene Ontology annotation, molecular function: metallocarboxypeptidase activity; zinc ion binding. The transcript has 11 exons.